Symbiodinium pilosum is the source of this 306-nucleotide messenger RNA. NCBI's taxonomy places the organism in Eukaryota, Dinophyceae, Suessiales, Symbiodiniaceae. The record is from the annotation of a GenBank genome assembly.
GCGUAAGCUGGUGGAGCUUGCCAAACUGCAGCUCCCGGGCUUGCUCCCACGCCGCAACUUUCCGGACGAUGGACGUCAGCGCUUGACGCCCUUGCGGCGUCGCCCGGUCCAUCGUCGUUGUUUUGAAGUACAGCAGGACUCGGCCGUGGAAGCGGCCUGGAGUCCGGAGGAGCUCGCGCUGACUUUCCCGGUCUCUGCCAGUACUGGUGGUUUGAACAACCUGGCACAGCACCGUGUCGGCUACAUUGAGGGUCUCCUACGAGUCCUCAACCCCGACGUCCAGUGCUUGAGCCGCGUCGACCCAGA